AUGCAACUAUGUAUUUAUUACCGUAGUAGAAAUCCGAGAAAUCGUCCACAAUACCGCUCCAAUUACUCCAACUGCCCGAAUAACCUUGCUUCUAACUUAUUAUCUGCUACAUAUCUUGUUUGUGACAAAUUAGAGGUCUGGAAGCCGACGACAAUGAAAUGGCACCUCGUAGUUUUUUCUAUGAUUGUCAAUGCGCUUCAGAUAACAGGAAACAACAUUUGGUUAGCGGUGACACCGGAGCAAUGCUCUCCGACUAAAACAAAUCUCUCCAUUUCACAAAGAAUAGUUGAUCAUGGCUCGCUUAACACAUUUUAUUCAAUUGCUAGAGGAAUAUCUGAUGCUGUACAACCUGGAAUUUCGGAUAGCAUAAUAAAAGAGUUCAAGAGUCUAUUGGAGAACAAAGAUAGACAACAAUUUACGACGUUUCUAGAAAAAUUGGCUACUAAUCAGAAAGGACCUAUUGCCUUCUUCAUACUCGGCAUUAUAAUUGCAAUUGUUUCACUUUUAUUUGGAGUGGUAGUCCUUGUUCUACGAUGUCUAUGUUCAAGGAAACAUGAAAGCAAAAAAUCGAACGAGACCAGAGCCAGUGUCCACAUAAUAUGCCUUUUAUUCCUCCUCGGAUCAUUCGUUUUUAUUCUCAUCGGUGUUAUUAUCAACAAUCAAAGUUCGCCGAAACUAUUCUCAUCAAUAGAAAAUAUGCCUGUCCGUAUUGAAGAGGUGAAAAAAGAUGCAUUCACAUUAGUCGAGAAUAUGAUAAAUACGUUGAUUUGCUUUGCGAAUGAUACCAUUGGAAAUAUUUUCGACGAAGUGGUUCAAAACGUUACGAAAGCUUCUAAACAACUACUUGAUGAUCUACUGGACCUUAUGGGGAUUACUAUUCUUAAGAAGAUGAAUACGACAGCGAUUCAAGAAAGAGCUAACGAAUCAUCUGGCCAAUGCGACAUCAUAAACGGAUCGAUUCGUGACCUAAAAAAUCGAUCACCGAAUCGUGUUUGCAAAACUAAGCUUGAAAAAUUGGAAGAAAUCAUUAAUCCAUUGAAAAACACUUUAGGAAAGACCAAGGAGUUUGUGCCUAUUAAAAGUAGCAUCAUCGAUAAUUUAAAAGAAAUCAAUAGCAGUGCGUUGGACCUCAUAGAUACUAAGAUAAAACCUGUUGUACGUGAAGAAAUCCAGAAGAAAAUGAAAGAAUUUCUACCCGAUAAUCUACUAUCUGAUCAGCGUAAUACCGUAGAUACGUUGAUGAAUAAAAUCAACAAAAUUCUUCGGGAUUUAACAUCGCUGAACAUAUUUAAAGUAACGAAAAGUGUUUCCGGCGUACUUGUCACUAUACCGGGAGUUAUUGUCCUAUUUUUUAUUGUGAUAUCAGCACUACUCUCGAGUGUAUACUUAAGUCCGUUAACAGAUGGGGUCCCGAAAUAUUCUCGUUCUACUAACUAUAAGUCCCUUCUAACUUACUUGGCACACUUUUCCAUGAUCGGAUUUUAUACGACCACAAUUCUUGCAUUUUUUGUGAUCAUCUUAAGCAGUAUCGAAUAUCUUGGUGGCUCAUUCAUGUCAGCCAGUUGCAAAACAAUUAAAGAUCCAACGUUUUCUGUAUGGUCAAAUUUUGAGCAAAGUGUGAAAUUGCCAACACAACAAGUUAUCAAUUUCUCUGUCAGGGAAGUGCUGAAACAAUGCGAAAACGACAAACCUCUCUUGACAGCUAUUGAUGCAAAUUCAACACUAUUACUGAAUUCUUCCUUGGAUAAAGCAUUGGAUCUCUCUUCGGUUGAUUUCAAUCUCUCAGAACUAAUCAACUACGUUAAGGAAAAAAUAAACCAUUUUCAAAGGGCAAAUACAGGUCGUAAGGAAGAUGCAGAGAAGUACCUUCGAACAUUAAACCAGAUGUCAACAAAUUUGAACGCCGAAUUCUCUCUGGAGGAAUGUGAAACCUUGAAUCCAGUAGCAACAAAGAACAUCAUGAAUAAUAUCAUGCUGUUGAAGUCGUCUAUUCAAUAUUUCGGCAAUGAAACCGAGAAUCUUGUCCAAGUAUUCACCAAAUUAGUUUCGUUAAAUAUCGAUGAUGUUAUUGAAAAUAUUCGCACGACACUGAAUCCAGACAUUAUUAAAAAAGCUUUACAACGUGGAGCCGACAAUGUUCAUAAUGAAUUAUUAACGAAUUUGUUACGAUGUCGUGGCCUCUAUAAUCUCUAUCAAAAUUCUGGUACAAUGUUAUGCGGAGAUUUAGGAGAUCCUAUGCACGGAAUAUGGGCAUCUACGGCGACAUUAUAA
Necator americanus (New World hookworm) is the source of this 2271-nucleotide messenger RNA. RefSeq lists its product as uncharacterized. Gene Ontology annotation, cellular component: membrane. The record is from RefSeq and is a predicted model, not a curated record. Lineage: Eukaryota; Metazoa; Nematoda; Chromadorea; Rhabditida; Ancylostomatidae. Bases 1 to 2271 code for a protein of 756 amino acids. The transcript is spliced from 19 exons.